AUGUUCUCCAGAUUCCACCUCUUCCGCCGCAAACCGCGCGCCAGCCGCGCCGGACCUGUAACUCUCCCACCCACAACCCCCCGCACAAACCCAAACACAAACAUAAACCGCAUCUCGACCCUCUCGAACGCCACCACUCUGCACCCACUGCAAAACGAGAUCCUCCCUACGAGCCUACUCUUGAGUUUCCCCGCGCCGCCUACACACCAACCCUCGCCUGUAUCCCCGCAGGUCGCGGCGUCCCAACCAGAUCCCCAGCAACCGCAACCGCAACAGCAACAUCCGCAUACCCUCCUCCCGAACACGAGCCAGAGCUCGCUGGACACGUUAGCGGAUCCACUCGGCCGGUUGCCCGAUGCGCCGAAUCGGCUCAGCACAUUCGAAGCAUUCAUCAAUCAUGCCAGACAAGCGGAAGCGCAACGGAUCGAGCGCGAGCGGUCCAUGAUGCGCGCCUGGCUCGCGGCGGAAGAGGAGCGGCGGCGCAUGGCGGGCAGGAGCUUGAGCGGGGAUCCGUGGCGGGGCCGGUUUGGACCGCCUGCUAGUGAUACCAAUCAUUUCCCAGCAGGACUUGGGAUCGGGAUGGGAGGUGGGGUGGGAUAUGGGUAUGGAUAUGGAUAUGCGCCGCAGGUGCAGUUUAAUGGGGGGAUGCGGAUGCCGCCGACGAGGAUGCAUCGGGUUGAGAGGAGCUCGGUGGAGAGGGAGAGGCCGAGGACGAGUGGAGGUGGAGUCAAGGCCGCGAAGGUGUGGUUGAGGAAGGUGACGAGUUUGGAGAGGUUGAGGGCUUAGCCGAGGAGGACUGUUGGAGUUAGUCAGUGGGAUCUUCUUGUAUUUGUCUUUGAUUUGAUCUUUUUGGGGGGUGUUUAUAUGGGAUGGAAGGACGGAUGGAUAGAUUGACCGAAUAUACCAGGCAGGUAAUAUGAGAAAUGAGAAAUGAAAUGAAAAUGGACGCAUAUUUAUAGAGAAAAG
This is a messenger RNA of Hyaloscypha bicolor E, 966 nucleotides long. RefSeq lists its product as uncharacterized. NCBI's taxonomy places the organism in Eukaryota, Fungi, Ascomycota, Leotiomycetes, Helotiales, Hyaloscyphaceae. The record is from RefSeq and is a predicted model, not a curated record. The transcript has a single exon. Bases 1 to 786 code for a protein of 261 amino acids.